AUGACCUCCAGAAGCCACAACUCCUUACCGAGAACUCUGAUGGCUCCACGAAUGCUUUCCGAAAGUGCCCUUGGGGGCAUCGCCCAAAUCACCCCCUCGCUGUACCUGAGCCGGGGCAGCGUCGCCUCCAACCGGCACCUGCUCCUGUCCCGAGGAAUCACCUGCAUAAUCAAUGCGACCAUCGAGAUUCCCAAUUUUAACUGGCCCCAGUUUGAAUACGUGAAAGUGCCUUUGGCUGACAUGCCCAAUGCCCCCAUCUCCCUGUACUUCGACAGCGUUGCCGACAAGAUAAACAGCGUGGCGCGGAAGCACGGGGCCACCUUAGUCCAUUGUGCCGCCGGCGUGAGCAGGUCGGCCACCCUCUGCAUCGCCUACCUGAUGAAAUACCACAAGGUGUCCCUCUUUGAGGCAUACAACUGGGUCAAAUCGAGACGCCCCGUUAUACGCCCCAACGUGGGCUUCUGGAGGCAACUGAUAGACUACGAGAGGAAGCUCUUUGGGAAGACGACGGUUAAAAUGGUACAAACACCAUACGGCAUCAUCCCAGACAUUUAUGAGAGAGAGAGGAUGCCUUACUGGGGAAUUUAAUGUGACUGCAGACAGGAAGCACAACAGAAGGGACGCGCUGUUCUGAGUCGACCAGACUGGAGACAUUCCCUUCUCCUUCUACAGCCAACUUUGGUUCUUUACCAUACAGCAGAACCUCAACUAAUUCUCACCUCACUAACCUGCAAGGCCAACGAUUCCCUUCAAAGCAUUUCUCUCUACAGGGAUUCCCCCAUCCGCAUUUCUCUGAUUUAGCAGAAUGAGCUCUCCUUAUAAGUUUAUUCCUUUCAUAAAGCCUCCCUCCCUUUUUUAGUCAGUUUAUUAGUAUCCUAUGAGGAAAGGCCUAAAAGGCAUUUGGCAGAGUUAAUGAACAAAGUGCGCUUUGUGGUGCGGUAG
Messenger RNA from Fulmarus glacialis (Northern fulmar), 942 nucleotides. It is a transcript of the gene DUSP14, whose product is annotated as dual specificity phosphatase 14. Lineage: Eukaryota; Metazoa; Chordata; Aves; Procellariiformes; Procellariidae. Gene Ontology annotation, cellular component: cytoplasm. Gene Ontology annotation, molecular function: MAP kinase tyrosine/serine/threonine phosphatase activity. The transcript has a single exon. Bases 1 to 588 code for a protein of 195 amino acids. The record is from RefSeq and is a predicted model, not a curated record. Gene Ontology annotation, biological process: protein dephosphorylation.